Molecule: messenger RNA, 2316 nt
Organism: Teleopsis dalmanni
Lineage: Eukaryota; Metazoa; Arthropoda; Insecta; Diptera; Diopsidae
Product: solute carrier organic anion transporter family member 74D-like
Exons: 8
Coding region: 1-2316 (771 amino acids)
Biological process (GO): sodium-independent organic anion transport; transmembrane transport
Cellular component (GO): membrane
Molecular function (GO): protein binding
Source: RefSeq, a predicted model, not a curated record
AUGGAAAGAGAAGACCCAGAGAACAAUAGCAACAUUAAUCAAGGCGAAAUUGAAGAGGAAAUUGAAUUACUCAAGGGACACAAUGUCAAAAGAAAUUCAGUGGUAAUUAGAGAAAUAGCACUUGAUCAUCAAAAUAUCGAGAAGAGUACUCUAGAAGUUAAAGAAAAUACCUGCGGUUACUGGUGCUUAAGAGGUGAACUAUUACAAAGAUUUGCAAAUCAAACUUCAUAUGUCAUACUUUACGGUUUGGUGGGCUGUGCAUUCUCUAUGUCUUAUGCUUAUUUCAAUGCAACAAUCACAACAAUCGAGAAACGCUUUAAAAUACCCACUAAAAAUACUGGAAUUAUUUCGGUAGGCAAUGACACCAGUCAGUUAUUUGGCGCUGCGCUUUUAGGUUACUUCGCUGGCAGAAGACAUCGUCCUAGAUGGAUUGGUAUAGGCAUUUUAACAAUGGUUACAUUUUGUUUACUUAAUGCAUCACUGCAUUUACUAUAUGGUCCGGGUGAAGAGGCACUGGCAUUAACUACUGAGUUCGGUGCUUUCCCAAAUGAAAAUAUUUCUAUCGAAUUGAAAUCAUUGGAAGCAUCAAAAAUUUUAUGUAAAUCUGAAAGGAAUAGUAGUGAGUGUAUUUCGGCUGAAUCUGGAAAUAUGUCCCCACAAAUUGUAUUAUUUCUGGCACAAUUUGUGUCAGGUAUUGGGUGCGCUUUAUAUUACACCUCAGGUGUGUCUUAUAUGGAUGACAAUUUAGAUAAAUCGAAGACACCAGCGUUAUGGAGUUUAUCGUACUUUCUCCAUAUGUUGGGACCAUCGGUUGGUUACACCUUAGCUUCCUAUUGUCUACAAAUUUAUAUCAGUCCAAAACUACAACCAACUAUCAAUAACGAAGAUCCUCGUUGGUUAGGAGCAUGGUGGAUUGGUUGGUUAGUGCUUGCUCUAUUAGUUUUUAUACCUGGUACAUUGCUAUCAUUAUUUCCUAAAUCCCUACCGAAACCUGUCAAACGACAAAAAAAGUUAGUACAGAUAGAACACAGAGGCGCACAAAUACGUCAAGAAGAGGGUUCUACUGAAAAGACUGUUUCUCUUCAAGAUAUGUUGAAGACCUUUAAACGUAUUCUGCAAAAUAAGACGCUUAUGUAUAAUAAUUUUUCAUCAAUUUUUUACUUCUUCGGAUACACGCCCUACUGGAUCUUUACACCGAAAUAUAUCGAAAUACAAUACAGACAAACUGCUUCUGCGUCAAGUUUCUUUACAGGUACCGUGGCUUUGGUUUUUACAGGAUUUGGUAUACUCUCUUCCGGUUUUGUUAUAUCAAAAUUUAAGCCCAGUGCACGUCGCUUAGCAGCAUGGAAUGUUUUUGUGAAUUUCGUAACAGUAGCUGGUAUACUCGGUUAUGCUUUUAUAGGCUGUGCGGAUAUUGAGAACUCCUUGAUAGUGAACAAUGGUCAUAAUGCCACCUUUUGCAAUAACAACUGCAACUGUGAAUAUGUGGCAUAUACGCCAGUUUGUGGUAGCAAUAAUAAAACGUACAUUUCGCCCUGUCACGCUGGUUGCAGAGCAAUAGGAAAUCGUGGGGAUAGUCAAACAAUUUAUGAAAACUGCAGUUGCAUUUCACCAAAUAAUUUGAAUGACAAAACUAUUUCAUUUGAUUUUGUUUUGGAUUUUAAUAGCUUGAAUUCCACAUCCCAUAUGACCCCUAUAGAUAAUACCUAUAACGCUACGCCUGGUGCUUGUCCUGUUGACUGUUUUAGAGAAUUCGUUUUCUUCUUAGUGGUUAUGUGUAGUUUGAAAUUUUUCGGUGCUACAGGACGUGCUUCGAAUUUAUUGAUUACGAUGCGUUGCAUACCUGUAGAGGAUAAGACCGCUGCUAUGGGAUUUGGUAUGACGUCGAUCUCGCUGCUCACUUUUAUACCGAGUCCUAUUCUCUUUGGUUGGUUAAUGGAUAGUUUGUGCUUGGUGUGGGGUAAGACUUGCACAAAUAAAGGCAAUUGUUGGUUGUAUGAUGCUGCUACGUUAAGAUAUGCUUUAAAUCUAACAGCUGCUGCUUUUAUUAUAGUUGGAGGGCUAUUGGACUGUGUUGUGUGGUUGCUUGUUAAAGACCUAACAAUUUUUGAUGAAGAGAUGCAAAUUAAUAUUUUGUUGGAUGACGAAAAGGCUAAUACGGAUAAAACUACCAAAAUUCCGCAAAAACUUAUCUUCAUUUUUACAAAGUUUUUUAUUCAAAGCACGUCAAACUCAAUUCUAAGCACAUUAAAUUCAAAUACUUUUAUUUAUAUACAAAUUUUGACGUGCAAAAACGCUAAAAAUCAAAAUAAAUAA